Molecule: messenger RNA, 2766 nt
Organism: Hydatigera taeniaeformis
Lineage: Eukaryota; Metazoa; Platyhelminthes; Cestoda; Cyclophyllidea; Taeniidae
Source: the annotation of a GenBank genome assembly
AUGUCGCCAGGAAUGUAUGGGGUAUUGAAGACCGACAAUCUUGUGCUUCUGCACAUUCGUCUAGACAUUUUGACCAUGUUUCUCAAGAUUCUAGAGCAAGAUCUCACUCCCUCUUUAAAAGACGUCCUAGAAUUAGUUCCAUCCACUGCUAGUCCUCAGGAAUACCUCAUGGAAUGGGUCUUUGACCUAAUUGUAUCGGAUCGCUCUCUCUGCAGCUGCUACUCCAUCCUGUGGCUCCUGCUAAUUCGCUAUGGGGAGCGCGUAAGUUGCUCGCUGUCUUACAUCAGUUCCUCAGGUCUCGAAGGGAUGGUACAAAUAUCUUCACAUCAGUUCGGUUCUUCUCUGGAAGUUGUGCUUAGCCAACUUUUUACUGUCGAUAUGAGGAGGAUUUGGGGAGCUACUGGCAAAAGUAAACUCCCUUUCUGUCGCCACAAUUUCUUUUUCAUUUGUUCCCUUCAGCAGCACUCAACCGCUCCAACUUCCCGAUUUUCUACUGCUGCUUGGAUCAUUCGCAAUCAUUUACUUGGCGACACUCCUCCACCCGAGGAGUCCAUUCGACACGCCUUGGAGUCCAUUCUGGCUCUUCAGAUGGUCUGGGGUGCUAAUGUGGAGGUUGUGCAUUCACUGUGGCUUUAUUUCAGUCGCAAACUCGUAAGCUUCUUCAGUAUGCGAUUCCGCCAACCUCUGACUAACCACUUACUCUUCCCUGCCGGCCUUACCGUUUCGUUGUUUUUUUUUCGCAUUCAGGAUUCAAUGGUUGAUCUGCGACCUAAAGACUCCAAGUCGGGUGGGGCAGACCUCCAUCCUUUUACUCUCUUCUGCGAUAUCACCGUCCAAGUCUUUAUUUCUCACUCGACAGAUGUGUUAAAUCUUAUCCGAGUUGCCCUCCCCUCACUGACCCGUCAAGGCAUUGCAAAUUACUUUACGCUUAUCGAGUGCCUAUUGAGGGCAGUAUUGAGCCCGCCUCAGAAUCAGAAAGUUGCUUGUGAACUGAUGGGCUUUGUCGUAUCGCUAUUCGGUGGGAUGGAGGAGGCUCAGUUAAAGUGGUUUUGCGACUGGGAGAUUGGUCGACGUUGCGCUGCUUUGGAGGCUCUUCAAAACCUCCUUGUUAUCGGCUUUCACAAUGAUUCUACUGUCAACAGAGAGUUUGAACAGUCUUUAACACAUCUUGUGCAUCUUACGUGUCGUUUCAGGGAGGCUAUUGUUCAACAGGUGAAAAGUAACACAAUGGAAUCAGGAGCCAAUGUGCUUAACUUUACACUUCUGGGUCACCGUGAUAAAUUGGAGCAGCUGGCACUCUCAUUUUGUCAGUCCCUUCUUCCACCUCUGCUUCGUCGAACUGAGUGGAUUUCUCAACUUUUUGACGCUCCUCUUCUCGAUACACUGUGCUCCUCCGUGCGUGGGGAAUGGCUCUCUUUCCUGCAUGAUCUCCUGUCCUCCCACUGUCGUGAUAACGCUACCUGUCCCUCCACUUGGAAAGGUAAGUUAGCUUCGUUUUUGGAAUGCAACUCUCCCUAUCGUACGUCUUCGCUUCUAGGUCGGUUGUGGUCGGACGUGCUACCACACUUCCUCUCGCGUGCAUGUACGAACGCCUCGUGGGCAGAGGAGGCUGCUGAAGUGGCUCAACUUUUUCUACAUCUAGCCCUUGCAUCAUCGUCUAAUAUGUCCCCAUGGGACUUACUUUCAUGGUUCUCUUUUAAGACGAAUCUGUCCUUCUCUUUUCGUAGACUCUACUUUCGUCGCCUUUUCAAUGAUACCGGCUUUUUAAACACCUUGCUACGCUCCCAAAUCACUCCCACGGACGUAAACCGAGCUUGGCAGUUCUACACAACUUGGUUAACUUAUAGUCUUCUUGACGAUGCUAACGAAUGUAGAAAGGCUAUCUCCUUACACGCUAUCGGGUGCGAAUUGCCUGACGGAGUAUCCACCCUAGUGGAUACAGCAGUCGCCGAGAUUUCAUUGCUUCAACUGUGCCAAAGAUUUGAGGCUGUGGAGACCUUCCAAGAACGUAUGGCCUUCAAGUCUGAAACCCUUCGUCGACUAACUCCACUAGCACAACUAUUAAGUUCUAUAAUGGAACGUUUCCUUACUGCUUCCACGCCCUCGGAGGUAGAAAUAACUGCAGCGUAUCGUGCAACUGCUUCCCUCUUCCAAACCGCUUCUCCCCUCCUCUACUCUCCAGACGGUAUCUUUACUAGCCUCUUCGAUGCCUUUCUGUUACCACCUUGGCGUCGACUGACAAAGGAGACCUCAAUCAAAAAAUCAAUUGUCCAGACCUGUGUGGCGGAAAAUUUGCCUGCAUUCCUUCGUGGAAUACUACAGCUGAACUACCAAAAGGAUCCAUUUAUCGCGAGGAUGUUACGUGAGCUCCUUCGCACUAUCUUUUUCUCAGUGGGGAUCAAAUACAUUGCGUCUGCUGUACAGAUGUGUGACUUGUCAACGUAUAGAGCUCAUCUGCUGAGAGUUUUGGCGCAGGAGUUUAUCUCCCACUUGGACGAACCAUCCAAUGGAUGGAACGAGAACGCGAAAAUGUGGAUGGACUUCUUCGACGAAAUGGACAAGGGCACGGUGACGUUGGUUCAGGCAUUACGAGAUGCUCCUUACCUCCUUUGGCCCGUGGCAGCGUUGCUGGGUGAUACGAGGAACGCAAAGUCUUUCACCUCCCUCACUAAUCGCUGUGCCAGUGCUUUCGCCACUUUUAUUACUCGGUGGAAGAGCUUGAAGUCUACCAUGAAUGAUGGUGUUGACGGUGAUGCCGCAAGGUAA